AUGUCGAUGCUGAUUUCCGAUGACGAUGUUGAUGGCCUGGACUUCGAAUCGAUCGAUCUUGAUGAGGAAGAACCGCGUCCGAGACACUUCAAACAAACAGGAAAGCGCAAGGCCCAACCCAGUCACGACAAUGACGACGCAAGCAUGCCCCGAGCAGUGCGCCAACGACCCGGAUUGGAAGAGUCAAGUGCGCCGGAUGACCUCUCUUCACGUCGAGCCAACGAAGAUGAAGAAAGGAAGUCGGAGGAACAACAUGACACACCGACUUCCUCCGCGUUUUGGCAUGCGAGUGCAAACGCCGUCGAAGCAGCGGUCGAUUUUUCGGAGCCGUCGACAUUUGAAGAAGCAGUGUCUGGCCCGGACCAAGUACACUGGCGCAAGGCAAUUGAUGCGGAGCUCGAUUCGAUGAAGCUUCGCGGUGUCUUUCGUGCGGCCAAGUUACCCAACGGACAACGCGCCUUUGGCACAAAGUGGGUCUUCAAGAUCAAGCGCAAGGCGGAUGGGUCGAUCGAGAAAUACAAGGCACGACUUGUGGCCAAGGGUUUUCGCCAAAAGUAUGGCAUCGACUACACGGAGACGUUUUCGCCUGUGGUCAAGUAUGUGUUGCAUUGUAGAUCGGAGCGAGGAAAGCGGAGCGGAGAGACCGAAGAGAGUAGAGCAGAAAACACUUGCCCAAUAGUUGGAAGAUUCGAAAGUGAUUGA
Messenger RNA from Peronospora matthiolae, 702 nucleotides. NCBI's taxonomy places the organism in Eukaryota, Oomycota, Peronosporomycetes, Peronosporales, Peronosporaceae. The record is from the annotation of a GenBank genome assembly.